Molecule: messenger RNA, 612 nt
Organism: Antrostomus carolinensis (chuck-will's-widow)
Lineage: Eukaryota; Metazoa; Chordata; Aves; Caprimulgiformes; Caprimulgidae
Product: low-density lipoprotein receptor class A domain-containing protein 3
Exons: 4
Coding region: 1-612 (203 amino acids)
Source: RefSeq, a predicted model, not a curated record
AUGCAGGCAGGCAGCGGCCAAGACUAUGUGACCUCAGAAAACCAGCUGCUCUACUACCCCAGCAUCACCUACGCGAUCAUUGGCAGCUCUGUCAUUUUCGUGCUGGUGGUGGCCUUCCUGGCCCUGGUGCUGCACCACCAACGCAAACGCAACAACCUCAUGACGCUGCCGGUGCAUCGGCUGCAGCACCCUGUCCUGCUGUCCCCGCUNNNGGUCCUGGACCACCCCCACCACUGCAGCGUCACCUACAACGUCAACAACGGCAUCCAGUACAUGUCCAGCCAGGCCUACCACAGACCGGUGGACCUGGACUCUCCGCCCUCCUACUCAGAGGCCGUGCUGGACCAAAGCAGACCACCUUGGUUUGACCUUCCUCCGCCGCCUUACUGUUCUGAAUCUGAACCCAGUAAUCAGCCAGAUCUUCCUCCUUACCGCUCCCGGACGGAAAGCUUGGUGAGCACAGAGACCCCCGUGGCAGGAAGCCCUCUGGGCACAGCCAACCAGUGGACAAGAGACAUCCAUGACAACAUGGAUGGCCACAGAACUCUCCUGGAGAGGACAGCAGAUCAAAGCAAUUCUCUGGUCGACCACAUUGCUGAAGGAGAAGUGUAA